CGACGAUCGCUACGAAUAGCAGGCACUAGAACGCGCUAUCUCCUGCUCCGUGUAGGCGUCGGCUUUCAAUCUACUGCGUACUGUCCAUUCGGCCUCUCUUCUAUACAUCACCACAUGCUUAUUGCGCCUCGAUCCGCGCUCUAGAACUUACACAACAUGAAGGCGAUCCCUUCUACCUUGCGUCGCUCAACGCGUCUUAAUAGAGCCCGCUUCAUUAUGACGAUACCGGAUCAAUACUCGCCACAUCAACAAGCAGAUGCGGCUAUGACACCUGGAGCCUCGACUUUUGUUAAUAGCCGCCGCCAAAGCUCCGCGUCUCGAAAGCCACUGGGUCUUCACUAUGGUAGUAUUCGCAGAAGCUGGAGGGGAUACCUGGACAAACUAGCGCCGUUCCCUUGGCUGCAGCAUGUGGCGCUCGAAGCAGCGAGCUUCUUCACGAAGCCAGAGGAGCUGGAGUUCAAUCUACCGCGAAAUUUCCAUGGGAAAUACACGCUCGGAGACAAGCUGGGUGAAGGAGCAUUUGGACAAGUGUACUGCGUACUGCCGAUAAAGCAAGAGGCGCGUGGGUGUGAAUUACAAUUGGACUUGGCAGUUAAGAUCGUUCCUAAGUCUCGUGUCGUGAGUCGUAAGGACUAUGCGGCGUUAAAACAGGAAGGACGCAUGAUGGUGCUGUUGGGUGGAACACUUAACGUGGUACAUUUCUUCGGAGCGUAUGAAGAUGACACGAAUGUGUAUCUGGUAAUGGAACGCUGUGUCGGUGGAGACGCUUCGUCCAGGUUAUCAGGCGAGAAGGAGUUGGAUUUGACGGCUAACCCCAAGCAAGAAGAGCGAGCCAAGAUGUACAUGAGAGAUAUCUUGCAUGUUGUAUGGCAGUGUCAUUUACUGCGUAUUUUACACAGAGAUCUCAAGCUCGAGAACUUCUUGUUUGCAGAUACUAAAGACGACAGUCCACUCAAAUUAACCGACUUCGGCGGAGCAGCUUUCCUAGAUGAAGGCCAGUUCUUACACGAUGUCCACGGAACUCCACUGUACACGGCACCUGAAGUACUUAAGCACAAGUACGCUUUUCCGUCAGAUCUCUGGAGUUGUGGGGUGAUUUUGUAUCGUCUGUUAAGUGGACGCUUCCCGUUUGAGUCCGGACCGCUGCUGGAUGAACGUAUUCAGCAUGAAGAGAUUGAUUUAGAGAGCCCUCCGUGGACUGGCAUCUCAGAUGAGGCCAAGGAAUUAGUGAGUCAGCUAUUAGAGCGUGAUGUGACUAAACGCUUGACUGCGGAGCAAGCACUCAAGCAUCCGUGGCUUGCUCCGAGUGCUCCUUUGUCGGCUGAAGCUUUAACGACGGCUUCGGCUGCUGCUAAAGAGGCCACCAAGGGUAUUUCCGGACCGGCACUAAACGGUACACUGGUACAAAGGCUACAACUGUACCGUUCACUUAACAGUCUGCAACGUGCUGUUCUUAACGAGGUUACUCGACUUCUACCGCUUGCGUUAAAGCAAGAUGCGCUGGUACUGUUCAGUGAAGUAUCUCGUGACGGCAGUGAGCGAGUGGGACUCGAGGAGUUCGCUGCGUAUGUAGCUGCAGGUGGCUAUCGCCUUACCAGAGGCGAAGCGAAGGGCUUCUUGCGCAAUCUCGACCUGGACGGCAAUGGGUUACUAUCUCGUGACGAGUUCUGCGCUGCGCUGCUGGACUGGCCACAGCUUCAAAGCCAACAAGCUGAUGAGUUUGUGGAGUGCGCGAACCAGGUUUUUGAUAUGGUAGACGAGGACAGAGACGGUCUGUUGACGCUAGAAGACGUGGCCGAGCUGACUCCGUUCCAGGAAAGCGGGAAACACUUACACUCGUUCCGGAACGACCUGGACCGCUGCUUCCAGUACACUGAUCGGUCGGGCAGAGGCUGCAUUGACAAGGACGACUUCAAGCACAUGCUACGCAUUCCUGCGGGCGCGUACGCUCAUUUCCCUCGAAGGAUCAGAUUCUGA
This is a messenger RNA of Phytophthora infestans T30-4, 1977 nucleotides long. RefSeq names its product calcium-dependent protein kinase, putative. The transcript has a single exon. NCBI's taxonomy places the organism in Eukaryota, Oomycota, Peronosporomycetes, Peronosporales, Peronosporaceae. The record is from RefSeq and is a predicted model, not a curated record. The coding region runs from base 157 to 1977 and encodes 606 amino acids. Gene Ontology annotation, biological process: protein autophosphorylation; intracellular signal transduction; peptidyl-serine phosphorylation. Gene Ontology annotation, molecular function: calcium-dependent protein serine/threonine kinase activity; calmodulin binding; calcium/calmodulin-dependent protein kinase activity. Gene Ontology annotation, cellular component: cytoplasm; nucleus.